Molecule: messenger RNA, 318 nt
Organism: Dicrocoelium dendriticum
Lineage: Eukaryota; Metazoa; Platyhelminthes; Trematoda; Plagiorchiida; Dicrocoeliidae
Source: the annotation of a GenBank genome assembly
AUGACAAGCCAGCCGGCCCCCGAUCCACCUGGAAAUCUAACUGCCAGACUUGUGACAAUUGAUGAUCGAUGGCUCAUCAGUUGGACGGCACCACCUAUGGAUGAGGGUGGAGAAAACAACGGAGUGAAGAUUAUAGGUUACAGAGUUACAUUCAAUGAAACUGAAGUGAAACGAGUCUCUUCUCCGUUUUUAACAAGCGCCAUUGUGAUGUUGCCACGUUGUCCGAAUGCAGAAUUUCGAGGCACCAUAAAAGUGCAGUCGAUUGGUGCAAGCGAGGUGUUUUCUGAGGCGGUGGAUAUGGCGCUGAAUGCAGCAUAA